This is a messenger RNA of Trichoderma asperellum CBS 433.97, 1718 nucleotides long. RefSeq lists its product as uncharacterized. The record is from RefSeq and is a predicted model, not a curated record. Gene Ontology annotation, cellular component: mitochondrial outer membrane; endoplasmic reticulum membrane; lipid droplet. Lineage: Eukaryota; Fungi; Ascomycota; Sordariomycetes; Hypocreales; Hypocreaceae. Gene Ontology annotation, molecular function: 3-beta-hydroxysteroid 3-dehydrogenase (NADP+) activity. Gene Ontology annotation, biological process: ergosterol biosynthetic process.
AAUUGAGGGGCGCCGGUCUUCUUUUUUUACCUUGCUUUUUUUUUUCUUUUUCCCCCCUGGUGCCUGGCUCGGGACACACACACGCGACAAUGACGAUCGAGGCUCCUCUUCCCACAGCUGCAGAAGGAUCGGCAGUAGCGCCGUGGGAGACGGUCGCGCCAGAGGAGCAGCUCUUUGUUCUGAUUACUGGCGCAAACAGAUACAGCGGCAUUGGCCUCGGGACAGGACAACGCCUCAUCGACGAUUUCCUGGCGACGCGGUCGCUGACGUCGCACCUGGUCCUCAUCCCGACGACGCGGUCCGACUCCAAGUCCCUGGUGGCCAUCUCGGCCCUUCGAGCACACGCCGAGUACGCGGCCAAGACGUCGACGGCGCUGCGAGCCCGAUAUGCCGGCAAUGGCGACAAGGCGGAGGAAUACAACUGGCAGGACGCGGUGCGGCGCAUCCACGUGCUGAGCCUGACGGUGGACCUGUGCGACCUGCACGGCGUGUAUGCCUUUGCCGAUAGGCUGUGUCGCGGGCGGGUGAGCAACCCGGAGGGCCUGGAGGGCGAGUAUCUGCGCAAUGUGAGGAUCCCGCGGCUGGACACGGUGAUCUUCAACGCGGCGUACGGGAACUGGUCGGGGUGCAACUAUCCCAAGGCUGUGUGGAAGAUACUGUCCGAGGGACUGGUCCAGGCGGUGACGUACCCGACGUUUAAGAAUUCGCUGCCGACGAGCAUUUUGAAUGAGCGGGAGAGCUAUGGAUACCCCGAAAAGCCUCUUCUCGGCGAAGUGUUUGCCGCUUGUGUCUUUGGACACUACGUCCUCGCCCAUCAGCUGCUCCCGCUGCUGUCUCGCCACUCACCGAACCAGUCCCGCGGCCGAAUCGUCUGGUCAUCCAGCGUAGAGGCCGUAGAAGAAGUGUACAACCCCGACGACAUGCAGUGCUUCCUCAAGCCCGCCGCCUACGAAUCCGCCAAGCGCCUGACCGACAUCGUCUCCCUGUCAUAUUCACUCCCCUCGGUGCAGAGAUUCUCAGGGCCUUUCCUGACGAUGGACGAGGAAUCCGGCGGCGACGCUGCCGAGAAGCCCGUCCCGCCGAAGAUGUACCUCACGCACCCUGGCGUCGUGGCCAGCACGCUGUUCCCCGUGCCGUGGUUCCUCUUCUGGGCGUAUGAGCUUGCGCUGGUGGUUGCUCGCUGGAUUGGCUCCCCGUGGCACAACGUCGAUGGCUACAAGGGUGCCACGUCGGCGGCCUGGCUAGCGCUGCAGGAUCAGGCCGUGCUGGACGACAUGCAGGCCGAUAGGAUCAAAUGGGGCAGCUCGACGGACAGGCAUCUCGUGUCGGACGUGAAGAAGACGGAGGUGGACGGCUGGGGAUGGGAAGGUAAGGUCGAGACGGACAAGACGAUUGCGGCUGAUACGGCGGCCGGGGUGCUGCAUAAAUCGGUGGGGAGACGAUUGGGAACGAAGAACGCCACGGAGGAGUCGCUGGUGGAGUUUGAGGAGAUGGGAGCGAGGGCGUGGGAAGAGAUGGAGAGGUUGAGGCAUCAGUGGGCCAAGAUAAUAAAGCUGGAUAAAAAGGAGUGAGCGAUAUUUGAUACCUUGUUAUGUUAUACCUUUUGUGUUUUUCUCUUUUUUACACAAAGUUUUAAUUAUUACUGGUUUACGGUGUUUGAAGAAUAUAUUGGAAGGAAAAAAGGGACACAAGACGGUUUAGAACCAAGAGAUAGGGUA